AUGGCAUCGUCGAUUACAGGAUCCCCCACCAAUUCAACCAGCGGAGCAGCAUUGGUAGAACAAACAGCUCCAGCACUGCCCGUCACCAACAUGGCCCACAUCCACAAGCCUUUCAAGAAGCCAGGAUGGCAUGCCUCCAAAAAGACAAAGAACCUGAAGCAGAUUAUCACAGCGGACAAGGCCAAAGAGUGGAAAGCAAACACACCCACCUAUUGGAACAUUGAGGCGUUGCCGUCGAUGACUCCUCAGAAGAAGUACUGCGAUAUCACUGGACUGGAGGCACGGUAUACGGAUCCCAAGACUCGACUUCGGUACCACUCAACGGAGGUGUACCAGCUAAUCAAGAGCCAGCCCAUUGGUGUUGUGCAGCAGUACCUCGGUCUUCGCAACGCAGCGGUUGUCCUCAAGUGA
This is a messenger RNA of Linnemannia hyalina, 411 nucleotides long. The record is from the annotation of a GenBank genome assembly. NCBI's taxonomy places the organism in Eukaryota, Fungi, Mortierellomycota, Mortierellomycetes, Mortierellales, Mortierellaceae.